AUGGGUCCUUUUUCAAAAGGCCAUCAUUCUAAAAUUACGGUGUCCAUCAUUUUAUUAGGACUUUUGUUCCUUACCAUACUACCAAUAGAAAGCAGUAAAGGAAUUAAUAAUAAUAAUAAUAAUUUAACAAAAUCUCUAAGAGUUAAAAGACAAGUCCAAGGAACAGACACUCAACUUACUGUAGAAUGGGAAGGCAUACAAAGUGGUGAUUAUCCUGAAUCAAGUGUUAGAGGUUUUUUAGUUGAGUUUCGUGCUGAAGAUGAAACUCAAUGGAAUGUUCAUAAAGGUAUCAUUCCCUAUGAAGGUCCUAAUCAUCAAUAUCGUGUAAAGAUACCAUAUUUAUUGGCUGGUGUAACAUAUUUGGUUAGAAUUAAAGUACUUGGAAAAGAUAAUGAAAUUUUAAUUGAAAGUGCUGAGAUAAGAGCACGAAAUGAGGUUGUUAGUAUAAGAUGUGAUUCAGAUAAAGUUACAGCUCCAAGAAAUAUUCGUCUUGAAGAUAUUACACAAUAUAGUAUUGCUGUUUCAUGGGAUGCUCCAGAAUGUGGUAGUAUUGGAGAGUAUUAUAUUGAAGCAAAUGGUGUUGGAGAAAAUGAAUUUGAUGUACAUAGACAAACAGUUACACAACCAUCUGCAAGUAUUGCAAAUUUAUUACCAGGAAGUGAAUAUAUUAUUAGAGUUAAAGCAAUUGAUAGAAAUAGAGUAGAAGGACCAUGGUCUGAAGAUACUUUUGCUAGAGAAACAAGAGGAACACCACCUCCUAAAUAUGAUGGAAUAACAAUAUUAUAUAUAUCAAGUAGUGAUGUACGAAUUUCAUGGCAUCAUCAUGAUGAUGAUAGACUUCAACAUUAUGAAGUUAUAAUAACAGAAUUAUUUGAUGAUGAUUUAAAAAAAAUUGAAAGAUUACGUGUUCCACCAAAUCAGUUAACUUAUCUUUUUACAAAUUUAAAACCUGCAUCAUCAUAUCAUAUUGCUGUUAUUCCUUAUGUUAAUCAUGAACCAAAAAGAAUAUAUUCAACAAAAGUUGAUACAUUAAGUCAUGAUACAGUAAUUGUAUCAAAAAAAAGAGAAGAUAAACCAACAAUUUCAGUUCACGGAAAUCAUCAUAUACGUGUUAAUUGGAAAAAACCAUCAUUUUUAAAUGGAAAUCUUGAUUAUUUUUUGGUUGAGUAUAGAACAACAAAUGACUCAAAAUGGCAAGCUAUUGAUCAUAUAAUAAAAGUAAAUAAUGAAGAUAAUGAAUAUGAAAUUGUUUCAUCAGAUCUUGUUAAUUCAUUUUCAAUACGUAUUAUGUCAAUUGGUAAAGAAAAACAAUUAUUAAGUAGGAGUGUUGAAACAACUGUAUCUGGAAUGAGAAAAGAUGAUUCUAGUUGUAGUGGAGCUAAUGGUACACCACUUGAUUUAAAUUAUGAGAGUGAUGGUUCAUCAUCAGUUACAUUUAUGUGGGCACAACCUAAAUGUGAUGAUGUUGAUAAUAUGUUAGAAGGAUAUGAAUAUGUUUUUUGGAAUCUUGAAGAAGAUGAAGUUCCUGAACAACCUACAUACACUCGACAUAAUCAUGCAUCUUUUCAUAAUCUUAAUCCAAAAUCAACAUAUGGUUUUAGAGUAAGAUCACGUUUUCUUAAUGAUCAAUCACCAUGGUCUUAUAUUCAAGAAAUUGUUCCUGCUUUAUCCCAUGAAGAUAAUAAAUUAGAAGCUGGUGAAAAUAAUAUAUAUAAUCUUCGUUUAAUUCUUGAUCCACCUAGAAAUUAUCUUGUUUGGACACCACUUCCAGAACAUAAAAAUUAUAUUAAAAAUGUAAAAUUAUCAUACAAAGGAACAGAAGAUGAUGAAUGGAAAAAAAUUCUUGUUAAACCAAAUCAAUUAACAUGUCCUAGUAAUAUACAGGCUACAAAAAAUGAUUUUUGUCAUAAUUUGAAUGAUCUUGAUUUUGGAAAACAAUAUACUAGUGAUGUUAUUUAUGAAUUAGAAAAUGGAACAUGGACAAGUCAUGCAUCACCAUUAUAUUUUGUUCUUGUUGAAGCACAAGAAGAAUCACCACAACCAGCUAAACCUAAUUCAGUUGUUGUAUCACAGAAAGAUUCUAAUAAAAUUGAAAUUAGAUGGCUUCCACCAUUAAGUAAUACUACUAUAAAUAAAUAUGAAAUUUCUAUUACUGAUCUUCACACACAUACAGUUCAUAAAGAAACAGUUCCAGGAUCAGCAUUUAUUCAUUCUAUUGAUAUUCCACGCCAUGGAUCUGGAUCAUAUGAUAUAUCAAUAACAGCUAUUACAGAUAGUGGAGUUAAAAGUAACCCUGCAACUGAAGUUAUUGAAUUAAAACGUGAUUUUUCAUAUGAAACAGUAACUCCAAAAGUUAGUGAAGUCCCUAAACCAAAUGUUCCACAUUAUUGUCAAAAACCAACAGUUAAACCAGAUCGUGUUCAAUUAUUAAAGUUAAACUCAGAAACAAUUUCUCUUAGAUGGAUUGCUCCUUCUGAUUAUCCUGAUUGCCUACCACAAUUUCUUAUUUCUGGUACAUUAGAUGGUGAACCAUAUAAUGAUAUAAUAGAAGCAAAUACGAGAGAACUUCGUAUGCCAUUAUCAAAAGCAUCAGAAUGGACAUUGACAGUGAGUAGUGUAAAUGCCUUAGGACAAGGUCCACGUUCUGAACCUGCACGCUACAUUUCCGAAAAUGUACCUAUUCAAUCUAAAAUCGAAUUAAUAUCACAGCCAGUUAUUACACCAAAAGGUAAUGACCUUCUUAUACAAUGGCAAUCAAAAGGAAAUGGCAGAAAUAUUUAUGGAUACCGUGUUCAGUUUCAAACUCCUGGUAGUGGCUGGACACCUUACGGUCAACUGGUACCAUAUGUUGGUGAUGAUCAGAAAUAUCAACAAGUUUUAUCCGGUCUUCAAUUAGGUAACAGGUAUAAUGUUCAUGUACAAGCUUUAGAUAGAAAUUCAUAUAUUCUUUAUACAUCACCAGAAGUAUCAGAACAAAUAUCAUGUUCAUUACCUACUGAACCACCACAACAUUUUAAUUUGGAUGCUGUUGAUGCUAGGCAUGUUAAAUUAACAUUCCAACCACCAUCAUAUUCUUCAUGGGGAUGUAAUAGUAUUGAUUAUGAAAUUGCUGUUGAUCAACCUCAUGGAAUUAGACCUGUAACAAUUAGUGGAAAACAAACAAGUCAUAUUUUUGAUGCUGAAGCAAAUCAACAAUGGGUAGUAAGAAUUAGAACAGUUAAUUCUGCUGGACAAUCAUCAUGGAGUAACACUGCCACAACUAAAACACCAUCAUUUGGUGAAUUAAUAGAAGGACCUUUUCUAAGUCAGGGACAUGGUUUUCCAAGAUUAUCAUGGAAAGCUACAGAAGGAUCAGAGGGUCUUGUUAAAUAUUAUGAAGUUGAAUAUAGAGAUUUAAAUAAUCCAAAUGCCCAAUGGAAUGUUUUAGAUAGACCUAUUAGUUAUUAUGGUACUCAAAGACCAUAUACUGCCGAUUUACAUUCACUUCCAUCACAACAUCCACAUGUUGUUAGAGUUAAAGCUUUUAAUGAUAGAAGGCAACCAGUAUAUACUUCAGGAACAGUUUCAGUUCAAAAUCAAAAAGUUUGCCAUUCACCAAGAAGACCACCAACAGAUUUUAAAGUUAAUGCUGUUGGACCAACUCAAAUUAGAGUUUCAUGGAUUCCAUUACCACAAAAUGAAUGGGGAUGUGAUACUUUAUGGUAUGUUAUUAAAUAUAAUUCACCAAAUAGUCAAGGAUUUAAAAAUAUAACACGUGGAGAAAAUCAAGUUAUUUUUGAUUCAGAACCUUUUGCUAGAUGGACUUUUGAAAUUCAAUCAGCUAAUCCAGCUGGAGCAUCUCAAUGGAGUAGAGUUGAAAACGUUCAAACUCUUGAUACUGCUCCAGGACCAGUUACAAGUUUAGUUGUUUCACCAUUAUCUUCUAAUGCUAUACAAGUAACAUGGAGACCACCACAAAAUCCUAAUGGUAUUAUUACUUCAUAUGAAAUUACAUAUCAAUUAAUAUCACGAGGAAUGUGUGAUCAAACACCUGAAAGACCAAUAACAGUUAAAUCUGUACAACCAUCAUAUACAAUAUCUGGACUACAUCCACAUUCUAAAUAUCGUAUUGGAGUUGCUGCUGUAACAACAUCUGCUGGAGAACGAGUAACACAAGAUGUUUCAACUGAUAGUUAUACACCAUCUGCACCACCAGCACAUAUUACUAUUACAAAAACAACUGAUACUGGAGUUGAAUUUACAUGGCAAGCACCUCCAUGUUUACAAACUAAUGGUGAUAUUAGUGAAUAUGAAUAUGAAGUAUUACCAUUAGAUCCAAGAUCAACAGAAAGAAGAAUAACUGAUACAACUAGAGGAAAUAGAGCUCAAAUUAAUAUUCUUCAACCAGCAUCACACUAUCGUUUGAAGGUUCGUGCAUACACAUCAAAAGGAGCAGGUCCAUGGUCAAAUGAAGUUCGUUUUACAACAACAGGUACAACAUCAAUAGGACAACCUGAAGUUGUUGGACUUGUUUCAUCUGGAUUAAAUGAAGCACAAGUUAUUUGGCAAAAUCCUGAUGAUAAUAGACAUGAUAAAUUUAGAUGUCGUUACUCACCACAAAAUUCAAAUAGAUAUGAACAAAAAGAAUUUCCAGCUCGUUCACCAUGUGAAGAAGCACUUCUUCGUUCACAACAACUUCCUGCACCACCACCAAGAACAAGAUAUGGUUGUGGUAGAAUUGAUAAUGUAAAACCAGAUCAACAAUAUAAUGUUCAAUUACAAGGGCAUGUACGUGAUGGUGAUUGGCAACCAUGGACACCACCAAAACCACAAAUAAUUACUCCACCUAGACUUGGACCAGUAUCAAUACUUAGUCUUAAUAAAAUAUCAUCAACAACAAAUUCUCUUACCUUUUCAUGGCAAGUUGGUCAAAUGGAUUUAACAAGAUGUACUUCAUUUAGAAUUACUGUUGUUCCAUCAGAUAAUAGAGGUCACCCACAAACAUAUACUGUUGAUAAAGAUACAAAACAAUAUACUGCUUCUGGACUUAAACCAAAUACUCUUUAUAAAGUAACAGUUGAAGCUGUUACUGUUGGUGUUCCAUCAACUUCUAAAACAGUUGAUAUGCAAACAGAUGCUGAAAAAAUGCUUGAAUUACCAUAUAAACCAAUGGUAAUUGAAGAAAAACCAACAACAAUUACAAUAAAAUGGGAUGUUGAUUUUUCUGAUAAAUGUUCAAACUUUGUUAUUGAAUAUCGUCUUGAAAAUAGUGCAUGGCAAGAACAUCCACGUAGAGUACCUUGUGUUAUUGGUAGACGUACAUAUACAUCAACAAUUGAAUCAUUACCAACAAACUCACCAAUUGAUUUUCGUGUAAAAGUUGUUGAUCAACAAACAAGAAUCUCAAAUCCAUCACCAGAAGUAAGAGGUAGAACAAAAUGUUCUCCACCAGAAAUUGCACCACAAGGAGUUAGAGUUGAUGCACCAACAAUGAAUGAUGUUCGUGUAUCAUGGUCUAGACCAGUUAAAUCAACAUGGAAUUGUGAUCAAUUAAGUAUUGAAAUUGGUUAUACAAUGGAAGAUAUGCCUGAAAAAAUUGUACCAGUACCUGGUGAUAAAACUGACUAUACAUUCCCAUCAGAUCCAAAUACUAGAUGGACAAUACGUGUACGACUUUCUAAUCAAAUGGGACCAGGACCAUGGAGUGCACCACAAAGUAUUACAACAAGACAAGGAGCACCUGGAGCUGUUAGAGAUCUUCAAGCAAAACCAAUUAGUCCAAAUGAAGUUAGAAUUAUGUGGAAAAGUCCUACUGUACAAAGAGGAACAAUUGUUGGAUAUGAUAUUAGUUAUAGACUUAAACAUAGACUUGCUUGUCCAGAAGAAGAACCAAGAGAUGUUUCAAGAGAUUUUGUAACAAUUUACAAUCAUAAAGAUUUAACAUAUACACUUACUGGACUUUUACCAUAUUCACUUUAUGAAGUUAAAGUACGAGCAAGAACAACUGAAUUAGGACCAGAAGAAACAAAAGAAGUUUCUACAGAACCACAACCACCAUCUGCUCCACCAUUGGAUCUUCAAUAUACUUAUACAUUACCUCGUUCUGUAUCAUUCCAAUGGGAACCAGUUGAUUGUUCACAAAGACAUGGAAAUAUUAUUAAUUAUGAAUAUGAAAUACUUGGACAAGAUGAUUGGGCAAAACUUGAAAGACAAAUUGCAAAUACAUCUGAUAGUCGUAUUACAAUUGAAGGAUUAACACCAUAUACAAAAUAUGUUAUGCGUGUUAAGGCAUACAAUAAUAUUGGUGGUGGUCCAAAUACAGAAAAUCUUGAUGUAAUGACAGCAAAAGCUGAUGCGCCAUUACCACCACAAGAUUUAGUUGUAACACAUGAAGGAACAGAUUACUUUAUUAUUUCUUGGUUACCACCAUAUCCACCAUAUGGACCACAUGAUAGUUAUAAAAUUAGACAUAAAUUAUUAAAUUCAAAUGAUUGGAAAGAAAUUGAAUUAGAUGUUAAUAAUCCAAAAUUAAAAUGUCCAGCACAUACAGCAAGAUUUUGUUAUAAUGUAACUGGACUUGAUAACGGUCUUCAAUAUAAGGCACAAGUUUCUGCUAGAAUUGAAGGAGGAAUAUAUGGUCCAUGGAGUUCAGCUGUUAUUGCUAAUACUCUUCAAGUUUUACCUGACGCUCCAAGAGCUAUUGAAUUAAUUGAAAAAACUGAUCAUUCAUUACAUAUUAAAUGGGUACCACCAAUUGAUCCACAUGGUUACAUUACACAAUACAAAUUAAACAUUGUUUCAAUGGAUGAUAUUAAUAGUGUACCACAAACUUAUCAUGUUGAUCAUCCUACACUUGACUAUAUCUUUGAACAUCUUAAUCCAGAAACAUAUUAUAAUGUAUCUUUGUCUGCUGGUACUAAACGUGGUUUUGGACCAGAAAUUUGGACUAGAUAUCAAACUGCUCCAUUUAAAAUUCCUAUUGUCUUAGAGGCACCUGUUGUUACAGCAGAAGGACCAAAUUCAUUAAAUGUACAUUGGAAAUCUGUAUCUGAUCCUAAGAAUAAAAUUAGUGGAUACAUUAUUGAAUUUAGAACUUCAGACAAUUCUGUAUGGAAUGAGUAUGGAGAUAUAGUUAAGCAUGAUUCAGUUAAAAGAAAUUAUCACAAAAAACUUGUUGGUCUUGAACCAGAUACAUUAUAUUUAAUUAGAAUUAAAGUUGUUGACAAAAAACAACGUACAUCAAAACCAUCACCUGAAGCACAAGGUAGAACAGGUUGUGAUUCUCCAUUAGCUGCUCCUAUUAAUGUUCAAGCAUCUGCUCCAUCAAAUGUUCAAGUGAAAGUUAGUUGGCAAUCACCACCAAAAGAAUCAUUCAGAUGUGGUGAUAUUAAAUAUCGUAUUGAAUAUUAUAUUGGUAAAGGUAAAAAACAGGAAAUUGAGUUACCAUCAUCAGCUUUGGACAAAUUCUUUGAUUCUCAACCAAAUACAGAAUGGAGAUUUAGAUUACGCUCAGAAAAUGAUGCCGGACAUUCUGAUUGGAGUAAUGAACUUCGAAUUAGAACAUCUGAAGGUGCACCAUCUAGUAUAACUGGAUUAAAAGCUAAAGCACUUGGUCCAGAUUCUAUACAGGUUUCAUGGAAAAAACCAGAUAAUCCAAAUGGUGAAAUCACUGGAUAUACUGUAACAUAUCAACUUAAAUCACUUGGUGAAUGUGGUGAUCAAAAUGCUAAACCAAUUACAGUAAAUACAAUGGAUCCAAAUACAGUUCUUAAAGAUCUUUUACCAGAUGCAACAUAUGAAAUUAAAGUUACAGCUCAUACAUCAUUACCAGGUGAAGAAUCUAAACCUGUUAUUGUUACAACAGAUGAAGCUCCUCCAACAGCAGCACCAGAUGAUUUACAUACUGUUUCUGUUACUGCAACAAGGGCUGAUGUUAUUUGGAAUGAAAUUGAUUGUGAAGAAAGAAAUGGAAAAAUAGUAGAUUAUGAAUAUGAAUUAAUUUCAGUUGAUAUCUGGGGAAAAAAUAAGACAGAUCAUGUCAUGACAAGAAAAGUUUUCUUUGAUGAUUUAGCACCAUAUAAUACAUAUAAAAUUCGUGUUAAAGCCAGAAAUUCUAAAGGUUCAGGUCCAUUCAGUGAUUGGCUUGAAUUUACAACACUUCCAUCAGCUCCAUCAUCACCAGGUGAUUUAAAAGAAGAACAAAGUUUCCCUAAUGCUGUUGAAGUUUCAUUCUUGCCACCAUCACCUCCAAAUGGAAUUAUCGAUGAAUACAAAAUUAGAUAUACUCCAAGUAACAAAUAUAACUUUAAAGAAAUUCGUAUACCAGUCGAUGAUUUAAUAUGUUCUGAUCCUUCUAAAAAAGAUAGACUUUGUUAUCGUUUAUCUGGUCUUGAACCAGAAGAAGAUUAUGAUAUUCAAGUACAAGCACAUGCUGAAGGUGGUGAUUGGGGUGAUUGGAGUGAUACACUUCAAACAAAAACUGAACAACAAAAUAUUCCUGUUUUAGAAAAUGGACUUGAAGUAGAUUUUACCAAACCAACUGCUAUUGGUGUUAAAUGGCAUGGUGUUGAUACUGAUCAAGCUGAACAUGUUGUUGGAUAUGUUGUUGAAUACAAAAGUGAAAAUGAUGAUGAAUGGCAAGAGUAUGGAAAUGUUAUUAGACAUCGUUCACGAGAUAAUAACUAUAAACUUGCUAUUAAAGAAUUGACAGAAGCAACAGAAUAUUUCUUCAGAUUAAGAGUUGUUGGUAAAAAUGAUAAACGAGGAAGUCCUGGACCAGAAACACAUGCUAGAACUAAUUGUGGUAGACCAGAAGAACCACCAAGUGAUUUAAAAAUAACUUCAGAAGAUUUUAAUACAAUUGUUAUUAAUUGGAAAAAUCCUGAUAAAGAAACAUGGAAGUGUGACGAAGUAGAAUUUAUUUUAGAAUAUGUUAACACAACAAAUAGAGGAAGUAUAAAUAUACCAAUGGAUUCAGAAAGUGAAAUUGUAUUAGAUUCACAACCAGGAACUAGAUGGGAUAUAAAAAUGAAAACACAAACUGUUGAAGAAGGUGUUAAACCACAAUACAGUAGAUGGUCAGAAAAAUCAACAAUUGUAACUCAAUCAUUACCAGGAGAAAUAUUUGUUAAUGUUGAACCAAAAUCACCAACAACAGCUGAAGUUGUUUGGGAUCUUCCAGAAAAAGAUCAAACAUGGAAAUAUGGUGUUGACAUUAGUUACAAACUUGUAAAAUUAGGUGGAUGUGAUGUUACAUCAAAAACAUCAACUGAAAAACCAAUAAAAUUAGAAAAUGUUCAAGACAAAAAAAUAUUACUUGACAAUUUGAAACCAGGUAGUGAAUAUGAAAUUAUUGUAACUCCAAGAAAACCUGGACAUCUUUCUAGUAGUGUUAAACCACCUCAAACAAUAAGAAGAUUUAAAACUGAAGCUUCAACACCAUCAAAACCACCAACAAAUCUUCGUGUUGAAUCAAGAGGUGAAAAUGAAUUAGGUUAUAAAUGGGACCCACCAGAGUGUGCUGAUCAAAAUGGUGAAAUAACUCAAUAUGAGUAUGAAAUAACUGGUCGUGAUGAUUGGAAUCAAGGAGUUAAAGAAGGUGUAUCACCUCGUACUAAGACUGUUGUUGGAGAGCUUCAAAGUGGUUCAUUAUAUAGUUUUAGAGUUCGUGCAUUUACAUCAGAAGGUCCUGGACCAUGGUCUGAACCAAUUGAAGCCAGAACAACUGGAAGUGAAUUAGGUGCACCAAGAGAAUUGACAGCUGUAUUAACAAAAUCAACUUCAAUUCAAUUGACAUGGUUACCACCAUAUCCAGAAAAAUCACAAGUUGUUGCAUAUAAAAUAAAAUACUCACCAAGAGCUGAAGAUUCAAAUCCAAUAGAAGUUGAAAUUUCUGGUGAUCAAUUAUCAUGUGAUGGUUUUACAUCUCCACUUCUUACAAAGGAUAAUAUAUGUUCAACAAUAAAUGGAUUGAAACCAUCUACAACAUAUAAAUUUGCUGUUGCUGCUAAAGGACAAUCUGGAAAUUGGGGACCAUGGUCUACUGAUUACUUUUCAACAACAAGAAAAGAUGACAGCGACUUUUUAGGAGGUGCAUUACAAUUAAUUUCAGCUGGUCAUGAUAAUUUAAGAGUUAAAUGGGUUCCACCAAGUGUUAUUGGUGAAAAUAUUAAUAAAUAUGAAUUGUUUAUAUCUGUAGCAUCUGCUUUAGAUCAAAAUCCUAAAAAAAAUGUUGCUGGAGGAAAUCAAAGAGAAUUCCACUUUAAAGGUUUAAAACCAGUAACUGUUUAUAAUGUUACUGUUCAAGGAUUGUCUGAUGAUAAAAAAUUAUGGUUUAUAAGUGGAACAUUCCCAACAACUGAUAUUGGUCAAGGUUUACUUUCAUGGCUUGGACCACCAACAGAUUUAACAUUAAUUGAAAAGAGUGAAGAUAUGAUUCAUGUUACUUGGAAUCCACCUGAGAUUUUCGAUCCAGCUCUUAAAGAUUUACUAACUCAUUAUCGUAUUACAAUAUCACCACUUGAUCCAGAUAAUUUCCAAGCUGGAAAUCCUAAAAAUUAUACUGUUCCUGUUCCAGGAAAUAGUAUUAAAUUUACUGAUCUUAAUCCAGAAACAAUAUAUAAUAUUACUGUUCAAGCUGGAACUAACAGUGGAUAUGGUGAAAUAUUAUGGGGAACAUAUAGUACAUUAAAUUCUGGAAAAACACAUAUACUUAGACUUAAAGAUAGAACACCCACAACAUUAACUGUUGAAUGGGAUCCUGUUUGGGGUACAUCACAUAAAGGAUAUGUUAUUGCAGCUAAAUCACUUGCAUCUGUCUUUUCAUAUGUACGUUUAAAUACCAUAAAAAGUUUUGAAGUUGAUGCUGGUGCAACAUCAUUUGUUAUUCAUGGAUUAGAUCCAUCAACAACAUAUAAUGUAACAUUAAUGUUAAGAGAUCAAAAUGAUGGUGCUUGGGGUGCUUAUAGUACACUUCCACCAGGUUGGUUUGUACCAAGAAAUUUAAAACAUUGUGAUAAAACAAAUUAUGCCAUGUCAUUAAAUUGGGAACCAGUUGAAUUAGAUAAAGCUUCUCAUUACCAAGUUAGAUAUCUUAGAUUAAAUCAACAUGAAGUUGUUUGGAUUGAAGAAAGUGAAAGAAAAAGUUAUGAUCUUCUUUGUCCAAAAGAUGGUUGUGGAAAAUUAUGUUAUUUAGUUUUUAAUUUAAAUCAUGCUCCAUCAGAAUAUGUAUUCCAAGUUAGAGCUAAAGUUAAUGGUGAAUGGAAUCGUUGGAAGACUGCUGGAAGACCAACAACACAAGAAGCUGAAGGACAUAAAACAGGAUGUUGUAUUGUUCCACCACCAUAUUUUGUUGAAAAUAUUGGUCAAGAAGGAACAUACUUUGAAAUUGAUAUUAAUCCUGCUGCUACAGAAAAAAAUGUUACUAGAUAUUAUGUUGUUGUUGAUGAAAGAAAUCCAGCUGGAGAUACUAAUUGGACACAAUUGACAGAUAAAGUUACAGCAAAUAAACAAAGACUUCCAUAUUAUGUUGCAGCAUCAUUUGAUACAAAUACUCUUACAGAACCAACCAAAGUAAAAAUUGGUGAUGGUACUGUAAUUGGUGGAUAUUUAAAUUAUCCAUUGGUGAAAGGAAAAACAUAUAAUUAUGAAAUUUAUACAAAAUGGAUGAUUGAUGAUAAUCCUGUUAUUGCCAGACUUCGGGCAACUCCAUACGUUUCUGCAGGAUGGCCGUGGUGGUGGCUAUUACUUUUAUUACUCCUUCUCCUACUAGCAAUUCUUUUAACUUGUUGCCUCUUUUGGUGUAUCCAAGGACGUUACCGUUCUAAAAGAGCUCGUUCAAUGUAUACAAAUGGUCAAGCUGUACCAUUAUUAACAGAAGAAAAACGUGAUAUUCAUGGAUUAGAAAGUGGAGCAUAUGCUAAAGAAAAGGGAGAUUUUGAAGAGGGAUACGCUCGAGGUUUUAGAGACGCAAAAAGUCUUGGAAGUGCCGAUAAUGCCAGAAGACAUAUGCAUGAAACAUUUGGAGGUCAAAAUGAUCGUUUCCAUGAAGGAUAUGUUAAAGGAUUAAGAGAUGCUGGUUUAAGUGGUAUGUCAACUUCAAUGCAUAAUCUUGCACAAAAAAGACCAGCUGAUGGAAGUUAUUCUCCAGGAUAUAUGCAAGGAUUUAGAGAUGGUAAUUCUGGCAUUUUUGGUGAUCAUAUUACAGAUAGUCUUCUUAGAAGACUAGAAGAGUCUUAUCCUAAAGAUGAUGAAUUCAGAAAAGGGUAUUUGGAUGGAUUCAAAGACGCUGUAAAUGCAAGAUUAGGAUCUAGAACAUUACAAGAUUCACGUCAACUUCAAAAAUCAUUAACAGAAUUGACAGAAAGAUUAGUCUCUCUCGAAAAAACAAAAGGCGAUGAAAUCCAUUCCACAAAAAUCUAUCAUGUCUAUAAUCAAAGAGAUGGAGGAUAUGGAUACUCUUCUUCUGGUGCACAAUUAGCUCAAGAAUUAGAUGAAAUACAAUCGCAAUCAAGAAGAAGUACCCUACGAAGGCAUUAUACUCCAGGAGAUUAUCUUAGAUAUGCUAGUGAUGCAGAAGCUGGUUACAGCAGUUUAUCUCAUCCAAAAAGAUCACUUUCAGCAUCAGCCAUAGGUAGAGAAUCACAACAAGAAACUUCUAGAUCGCGUCAUCUUUCUGGCACGUCUUAUAUUUCACGCGCUAGCGCAUCCGAGCGUCAAACUACUGAUACUUUUACCAGACCUUACAAAUAUAGAAGUCGCUCAGAUAUUGGAUCUCCGAGACGAUACGCUUCUCAAACGUUAUUAAGUGGUGCCCGUCCAGGACCAUCUACACCACAUAGCAAAUUAGAUGCCUUACAUACAUUACAAAAAGAGCUUGAUACAUUGAGCAGAUCUCCUGGUGGAUAUACUAGUGAUACAGGAUAUUCUAAAUCAAGAGGAACUGGACAGGGGUACUCUAAUUAUGAUUACGAAAUGCCAAUGAAAUCAUCAAUACCUACUUCACCAAGUACUGAUUUUGACAAAAUGGAAGCAGAUAGAUUAAGAGAAGAACAAGAAAGUGCAUUGAAAGAAUAUGAAAAAUCAUUACGUGAUCUUUCACAUAGGGCAAAUAAAGCUGAAAUGGAAAAAUUAAAUGCAGAGAGGCAGAUAAAAAAUGAAGCUGAAAGAGCUAAACAAGCUGAAAUAGAAAGACAAAAUGCAGAAAGAAGGGCACGUGAAGAAGCAGAGAGAGCAAGGCAAGCUGAAGAAGCUAGAUUAGAUGCUGAAAGAAGAGCAAAACAAGAAGCUGAACGUGCCAAACUUGCUGCAAUGGAAAAUAAUGCUAAUAAAGAAUGUCUUGAGCAAAAAUUACAAAGAGAAAAAAAAAUGUCUCAGGCUGAAAAAGAUAGAUUAGCUAGAGCUCUCCAAGAUGAAGCAGAUAGAGCAAGGCAAGCUGAACUUGAUAAAGAAAGAUUAGCACGCGCUCUGCAAGAUGAAGCGGAAAGAGCUAGAAAAGCAGAAGAAGAUAGAUUGAAUGCUGAAAGAAUGGCUCAAGAUGGUGGAGCAAGAGCUCGCCAGGCAGAAUUUGAAAAAGAAAGAUUAACAAAAGCACUUCAAGAUGAAGCUGAUAGAGCAAAACAAGCAGAACUUGAAAAAGAAAGAAUGGCAAAAGCAUUAAGAGAUGAAUUAGAAAGGGCAAAAAGAGAUAGUGAAUUAAACCGUGAAGAUUUUAUGCAAAAAAUCGAAAAAGAACGUAGAGAUGCUGAAUUAGAAAAACAAAGAUUAGCAAAAGCUCUCCAGGAUGAAGCUGACCGUGCUCGACAAGCAGAAUAUGAAAAAGAACGAUUAGCUAGAGUUGUUCAAAAUGAAGCAGAGAGAGCAAGAAAAGCUGAACAAGGUAAACUCAGUGCUGAAAGAUUAGUUAAAGAUGGUGGAGACAAAGCACGUCAAGCAGAACUUGAAAAACAAAGAUUACAAAAAGCUCUUCAAGAUGAAGCAGAUCGGGCAAGACAAGCGGAACUUGAAAAACAAAGAUUACAAAAAGCCCUUCAGGAUGAAGCUGAUCGAGCUAGAAAAGCUGAACAAGAUAUGUUGAAUGCCGAAAAAUUAAUUAAAGACGGUGGAAAUAGAGCUCGCCAAGCUGAACUUGAAAAAGAAAGAUUAACCAAGGCUCUUGAAGAAGAGGCUGAAAAAGCACGACAAGCAGAACGUGAAAAAAAAAGAUUGGCAAAAGCUCUUGAAGAUGAAACAGAAAAAGCUAGAAGAGCAGAACAAGAUAAACUUAGUGCUGAAAGAAUGACUAAACAUGGUGAUGAUAAAGCACGUCAAGCAGAAUUAGAAAGACAAAAAUUAGAAAAGGCUCUUCAGGAUGAAGAAGCUCGUGCAAAACAAGCAGAACGUGAAAAAGAAAGAUUAGCACGUGCUCUUCAAGAUGAAGCUGAUCGAGCAAGAAAGGCAGAACAAGAUAGAUUAAACGCUGAAAAAUUAAUUAAAGAUGGUGGAAAUAGAGCUCGCCAAGCUGAACUUGAAAAACAAAAGUUAGAAAAAGCUCUUCAGGAUGAAGAAGCUCGUGCAAGACAAGCAGAACGUGAAAAAGAAAGAUUAGCACGUGCUCUCCAAGAUGAAGCUGAUCGAGCAAGAAAGGCUGAACAAGAUAGAUUAAAUGCCGAAAGACUUAUAAAAGAUGGUGGAGAUAAAGCUCGCCAAGCUGAACUUGAAAAAGAAAGAUUAGCAAAAGCUCUUCAGGACGAAGCUGAUCGAGCAAGACAAGCAGAACGUGAAAAAGAAAGAUUAGCACGUGCUCUCCAAGAUGAAGCUGAUCGAGCAAGAAAAGCUGAACAAGAUAGAUUAAAUGCUGAAAGAAUGUCCAAGUAUGGUGAUGAUAAAGCACGCUUAGCAGAAUUGGAAAAAGAAAGAUUAGCAAAAGCACUUCAAGAUGAGGCUGAUCGUGCUCGACAAGCAGAACGUGAAAAAGAACGUCUUGCUAAAGCUCUUCAAGAAGAGGCUGAUCGAGCCAGAAGAGCUGAACAAGAUAGACUUAAUGCUGAAAGAUUAGCAAAAGAAGGUGAAGAAAGGGCUCUUCAAGCUGAAAUAGAAAAAGAAAGAUUAUCUCGUGCUCUAGAAGAAGAAGCUCAAAAAGUUAAACUAGCACAUGAAGAACGUGCUGUUGCUGAAAGAAUAAUUAUGGAUGACAAAGAAAAAUCUAAUAGAUUAUCACGAAUUGAACUCGAAAAUGAUGCUCUAACUGCCAAAGUUCAUGAAACUGCAAAUGCAUUAAAUGAACUUGUUAAAACUGUUAAUGAUAACACCCUAUCCUCAACCCAAACUGAAAUAUUUUCUCCCCUUCAAAUGUCUACCUCUGUUGCACAAGCUAUCUCUAAAAAAGAGGGAACAGAAGCAGUCAGUCAACAUGUCCAUAGAUAUGCCGCACAAGUUGUUCCCAACAAAGAUUGGCCAAAUGACUUAAUUGAUAUUGUUAAUGAACCUAUGAAUCACACAUUAGAUCGUAUGAAACACUUUAGUACUUCAUUAUCCAAUAUUGAAGGAAACAAAAGUCAAUCUUCACAACAAUUACAACAAGAUGAUGGAGCUACGGAACAUGAAGAAGUUAGAUACCAAAGAACAUACCGUGAAGACUACGCUACCGGCUCAAUGCAACGUUAA
Strongyloides ratti is the source of this 15621-nucleotide messenger RNA. Its product is annotated as Fibronectin, type III domain and Immunoglobulin-like fold domain-containing protein. Gene Ontology annotation, molecular function: protein binding. The coding region runs from base 1 to 15621 and encodes 5206 amino acids. The record is from RefSeq and is a predicted model, not a curated record. The transcript has 15 exons. Lineage: Eukaryota; Metazoa; Nematoda; Chromadorea; Rhabditida; Strongyloididae.